UUUGACCGCGCGCGGCCAGGCGGGAAGGACGGCGCGGCGGACUGGAGGCUCCGAGCGGCGGGCGACAUGUUCCGGGCACCGGACAGCGAGGGCGGCCGGGCCGGCUCCAGGGCUGCAAAGCCUCCGGGAGGAGAGCCAGGUGAUCGUCCAGAGGAAGCCGCGCCUCCCCGCAGGCCGGACAGGAUGGCGUCUAAUAUUUUUGGACCAACCGAAGAACCUCAGAACAUACCCAAGAGGACCAACCCCCCCGGGGGAAAAGGAAGCGGUAUAUUUGACGAAUCAGGGCCUGUGCAGACUCGGCCACGUCUGAACCCACCGGGGGGCAAGACCAGUGACAUUUUCGGGUCCCCCGUCGCUGCUGCCUCACCCACGGCGCACCCAAACAAGCCCAAGGACCACGUGCUCCUGUGUGAGGGAGAGGACACGCCAGACCUCAGAGCCAGUGCCUCACCCAGACAAGAGCCGGGCGAGCCCAGCGGCCCGAGAGAAGCAGCCUGCGUCCAGGAGCCUGCGCCCACCGUCGACAGCCACGAACCCCGGCUGGGCCCCCGGCCUCGCUCCCACAACAAAGUCCUGAACCCGCCCGGAGGCAAGUCCAGCAUCUCCUUCUACUAAGAGGCCUGCCGCGUCCCAUAGCCAGACAAGAAACUCCAGAGAUAGGAUUUCAAAUAGUGUAGUUCCUUUAGCCCGCAGGAGCAGGGUGGGGAGAGGGUCUCAGGUGGACACCUGAAGCUGCCGUCCAGUUCACAGCCAUCUCGAGAUGAAGACCCACCUUCUGGACUCUGAGGGAGGAGACGGGGCCCUGGUAUGAGAGGAGCUCCCAGUGGGCGGGAGGGAAAUGGGGCCAGGCCAGGUGCCCCUGAGAAGUGGGGUCUCACGUCCGUGGUGUGUUGGCUAAUUGGGUAUCUAGGGAUCACUAACACAGUAGCAAAGCUUAAAGCCUUCGAGAGAAAACCAAAACCGCGGGUCCGCCACUGUGGGACAGAGGAGCCACCCUGGGGACUUGUUCAGCCCCAGUGUUUUUCACCUCCAUUCCAGAGAUUUUCUUAAAACGUCUUGGUUGCUUUUCCUCAGCAGCUGUCAACAGAAAACCAAAAUGCCGUGUUCCAUCAUAUGCUUUAAGGAGGGAUUUUGCACCCUGCUUCUGCCCUCUCAAACCUUGGCCAGGUCUUACAUAGGAAUCUCUUGCUUUUUGUCCACGAGAGACUGGUUUAGACUCUUUACUUUGCAGGCAGUCUUGCUUGUGAGUUGUUCUUUUUCCCUCAUCAGCCGUAAGUCUGGGCCUGUGCUCCUCACCAGUGACGUGGCCUGCUCCCUUCACCAGCGACACUUCCUGUCAGCAAGACCACUACCUUCUCCAGGACUUUAAAACUACCCAGACAUGUCCAGGUACUGGCGUUGUUUACACUGUUCCUGUGUCUUCCCUUAUGUUCCUGCUGGCCGUGGGAGGAACAGAUGCCUGAGAACCCUGGGUUCUUAGGUUUGGCUUCUUUGGUAAUAGCUCAAGACCUGUUCUCGAGUGCCAGCUUUGCUUCAGUGACUGUUGACUGUGGUCUGUUUCUGACGCCUUUCUAGAAAAAAGUCUCUCGCUCAGGUACACCAAAGAAGAAGGAGAGUUUUCUUAGGCCACCCUUUCUAAAGCUUUGCAGAACCUCUGGGCCACAUUCAGUUUCCAGACAAGACUUAGAGACCUUAGGCCAGGAGAUUAAAUAAUUUGGCAGUAAAUUCUCAACUGGCUCAUUUCAUGGUUAUCUGCCAGCGAAGAUACCGGACUGGCAAGAGUCGUGACGCUAUCAUCUGUCAGACGGAAGUUUCUCCCAUUGAGCCUCUAAAGGGCUACAGUGUCAGUACCUGUACUACAGUCACGAGAGACCAACAGCUUGGGUGGGGGGACCACUGGUACGAGUGCCUACUAAGUUCAUACAGGUGCUAGAAGCAUCUUCAUUACUACAGUGUGGCCACGCUUGUAGUGGCCUGAACACCCCAGUGCCUGUGGGAGCUCCCUACCAGGCUUCACACCCCCCACCAGUGCUGGGGGUCCGCACGGUGCUUGCCAACCAAAGACCCGCUCCUGUCCACCUGCUGACUUUGGAGCUGAGAAACUCUCAUUCCACGUGAUGCUCUCAAGCGCCUCCUGUCUCCCUCUAGCCUUCAAGUGGUCAUUUAUAAGAAAGUUGUCUGGAAUUCAGAGCAUUUUUUUCCCCAUUAAAAACUGACAUAACUGGUGAUUAGCUUUUAAGCUCAAACUCACUGACUUACACAAGUUACAAUGAGAUGUUCCAAAAGUAGAUGUGAACAAUUUAUAACUGUUUUGUUGUGUUCUUUAACGUACAAGAAAAGCGAAUUCCAUAUUGAAUGGCCAAGAAGACCCUGACCUGCUGCUGGCCCUCGGGGCUUCUGCCUUCCCGUCAGCCACAGGAGGGGAAGAGCUUUCUAAAUCCGUCCCCUUGCAGGGACUUUGGGGCAGAGCUGGGAACCGAGGCGGGCGGGCUGGCGGAGGAGAUCACCACCAGGGCAGAGUCCAGCGCAGCAGGACCGCGUCAGCUUACUCGUCCCCAGCUUUGCUCUUCCUUUCCCUCCUUGGGGCUAUGGGCCUGGGUUGAGGGAGCCGGGAUGGUCUGGUCAUGGGAGGAGCAGCAGAAAAAUUUGCUCAUUUUUGCUGCAGAAAAAUUUGCUUAUUUGCUCCUUUGAACCUGAUGGGGGAGGCCAUUUGUAUUUAGAAAAUGCUCUGUACCUUGGGGAUUGCCUGUGUUUGGGAGGUUCGUUAACCCUCUGCAUCCUUUUCUCAGCCUCCAAGCUACAUUGAGAAAUUACUGGUCUGUGUUUUUAUUAAGCCUUAAAACUUUUUUUAUGUGCAUUUGGUGCCAACGUUUUUGUAAAGCUGUCAUUGGAAACAACAAACCUGUGCUCACAUCACAGUGUAACCUUGAGAGGAGCCUGUUUUUUUACAAGGCAGGAGUGGGUGUAGCUGUUGAAUUACGCUUAGCAAUCAGGCACUCAGAGUCUCUGCCUGUCGGUCAUGUGCACAGUGUGUGUGUCCGCGCGAGGCCGGGCAGGCAGUCCUGUGUGCUCACGUGUUCCCUCUGCAUCCAUUCUCCAGAGCUUGAACUCUCCUCCUUUCCUCACAGCUCUUCACUGGUUGAAGGGGUUUGCCUUUUUAUUUUUUUUUUUAAGCCAGAAGAUGCCCAAAUUAAUCUGAAAGUUUAUGGAUUCAAGGUUAUUUCAUUUGAAAACCAAAAACUUAGCUUCUAAAGGAAUGGAUGGGAAUGUGGCAGUGUUCUUUUUAGUUUCUGUAAAUUGAAGGUAAUGAUUCUUUUUUCUCUUACCGCCACUCGUUUUCCUGCCAAAUGAGUUGACUUUGAAACUGCCCUGACCCCUGGCCAUGAAUAGAUGAAAGUGGAGUCGCUCAGUCAUGUCCGACUCUUUGCAACCCCAUGGACUGUAGCCUACCGGGCUCCUCUGUCCAUGGGAUUUUCCAGGCAAGAGUACUGGAGUGGGCUGCUAUUUCCUUCUCCAGGGGAUCUUCCUGACCCAGGGAUCGAACCCAGGUCUCCUGCACUGUGGACAGAUCUGAGCCACCAGGGAAUUCCAUGAAUAAAGUGCUGAGCUAUUAGAAUCUGCCUGUAGAUUUGCGUCCUAUAGAAAAAGCAUAGAUUGUUUUUGCUUUCUAUAUAUUAGCCGUUUUCAUAUGUCCUGCAAGCACACUUGAUAUCCUUACGUGCAUUAAGUGGAUUGGGGGAAAUGGAGCUACUUAGCCUGCCUGGAAAGCCCCCUAGAAGAAGCUUCACCCCAUUCUGCCAACUACCAGGGCCAGCUACCAGGACAGCACUUAAGAGAGAAACCCGACAUAGGUGACCUGGCACUGUCUUCACUUAUUCAUCUGAAAAUGUUUCUGAGAGUGCAGCGUAUGCUCCCGGGACUGGGUGGGGCAGUGGCACCUACUUGUAGCAGCUGCUCCAGCCAUGGCCAAGCACUGAGGUCUCAGCCUCAGUGAGUUGUCACAGCCUGUCUCUCCAGAGGCCAGGCAGUGGCUGAGUCAGAGGACCAGGGUGGCUCCUCCACGUUAUGGGGCAGAAAUGAAAACAACUAAGGGCUCCCUCUUCAGUUCUGUGCCUUGUCUAGAAACACACUGGCUCUUUUGCCAGACUGAAACUUGUUCUAACACCUUUGUGAGUCAAACCCCGCUAGGAUGUCUGUCUCCUCCCAGGUUAUCCUGUUAAUUUCUUCUGAACUUUUGUUAUGUUCUUAAUCCUUAGCAUUCUUGGAGCUCAGGAAUGAAAUUUCCUGUUAUAUGUGUGACUAAAAGUGCAGGCAUUUGGGAUGAAUACUUAGAAAUUAAAGUAGAACUUUUGAAACCUGUAUGUCUGGACAUCUUACAUUUUAGGGUCUUAAAAUGAGAAAAAGAAAAAGCUGAAUAGCAAGUUAUCUUUACAAAUCUGAAAGGAAGCAAGUUCUAACUCAGUUAGCUUGAGCUCUCAGAGUGUGCUAGUAUUCAGUAAGCAUCAAGAAUUACCAGGCAUAUAUUUUGUUAAAACUUAAUUUUCUCUAACCAAUUUCAAGUAAUCUGCCCAAACAUGUUGUGAAAACUAAUAAAGUUGAUGCCAAGUCAUUUGGCGUCUCACUGUUGUA
Molecule: messenger RNA, 4629 nt
Organism: Capra hircus (goat)
Lineage: Eukaryota; Metazoa; Chordata; Mammalia; Artiodactyla; Bovidae
Gene: JPT2
Product: hematological and neurological expressed 1 like
Exons: 5
Coding region: 67-615 (182 amino acids)
Cellular component (GO): nucleus
Source: RefSeq, a predicted model, not a curated record